AAAUUUUUUAAAAAAAUUGUCCGUCCUACCGAGACCGUCCACGACGAUUUGUACGUGGCUGGGGAUGAUGGAUAUUGCAGCCGGACACAUCUGGAGGCCCCAUGCUGGGGAAGGCAUAUCUGCAGAAGGCAUUUCCCCCCCCCCCCUCAAGGCGGUGCGGGAGCGUUUCUGUGCCCGUGGAGAAGCAGCCAGACCCUUCCCCCGAUUCCCCCGAGGUAUUAACUCGCGUUGAAAUCGCAGCGGGCGGAGGGAAGAGGAAAUAGUUUUCAUCGAAGAUACCUGACUACGCCUCGCUAGCUUCUUUCGGCUGACUGGCACUCCGCCCGAAGCGACGGGCGAUUUCAACGAAAGGAACGCAGCAGGAGCUUGAAGUUGCUAGGCGGAGUGCGCACCAAUUUCGGAUUUACCUGUCCGAGUCUCCCUUUGCAAUCCUGCAUCUCCUCGUCCAGUUUUCUUCUGCAAAACCAUGGCCGACGACGAGGAAACCCCGAACACUUUCCAAGUAAAUGAUACUUGUAAAAGUUCAAUUGAAGCGAGUGUUUUUCUACAUUAUUCACUGAUUCCAUCGGUUGUCAUCAUUUUGAUCCUGGCCUGUCUUGAAAAGAGAACAAAAAGAUUCUGGUUUGAUGACAAAUAUCCCAUAUGUCCAAGACGUUGUGGGUUACUGCUCCCAAUGGACUCUGACGACUCAAUUAGCAACCGAUGGUCAUUGGGAUUUGCAUAUGGUGCUACUGCUAAUAAAAUCAUGUUUCUAUUUGAGAAAGAGUUCUUUCCAGAGGGACUUCCUGAAUGGGCUAAAGUAUUUUGGAUCCUCCUCAUGGCUUUUGAAGUGGGCAUCUCCUCAUACCCUUUCUUUGUCUGUCUUUUAACAAAAAAUGAAGUUGUAGGAGCAAUUUUGGGGUUUCUUUACACAGCAGCUUGGGCAGUUAUCACGAUCUUAGACAUUGUAGAGUGUCCUGCGGAAGAUGCUGUGGGAAAGUACAGUGGCAUAAUUCUGAUGUGGCCAUCCGUGCUGUUCCUGUUCCUUCUGCUAGGACGCUUUCUUUUUAAUUUUGUGAAAGCAGUGAGAAAUUCAUCUGUAUACAACCAAAAUGAGAAAAAUUCUUUUACGGAAGAACACCAGUUGCAGUAUGUUCAGCAGUUGCUGAGAAAGCCUGUGCUUGGGAAUCCUCAGAAAAACUGGUUUCAGAGAAAGUUAUAUCAAUGGGACCCCUACUUUAAAUUCCCCAGCAGAAUUAUCAGCACAAUUAUCGUUAUGUUCCUAUGUCUUUACAUGUUUGUUAUGACAGAAUAUAUUGUUGUCAAUUUAAUUUUGAAGUUGCUCAAAGCAUUUCUUCAGGACUUAAGAACAAAUAUUCCGGCUUCGGAAAAUGAAUCAUGGAUCCAGAGCAUUGAAGAGUUUAUUCAUAUCUUUGAAGGAAUUUGGAUUGCUACUACUGUUAUUGCUUUUGCCACAUGCAUCGGAUAUGCAUUUAACAUCUUAGUCUGCUACAGAAAACAAAUUAAACUGUUGAGGGCAGGCAAAAAGCACCUACUUGUGUCAGAAUCUAUGAAAGUGUCAUCUUCUCAAUGUGUGGUAGCACUAUCAAAGUUCAUCUCUUUCCAAGUUGCAUACAUAAUGUGGGGAUACCUAAUCAUGCAUUUGGUGCAGUGGUCAUUUGGAAUGAUAUUUACAUAUAUUUUGAUUUUACCCAUGAUACGUGGCGAGUGGAUGGAGCUUUUAAACAAAUGGGGAACUGUGAUCCUGACAUUUGUCAUUGUCCUAGUGAUCAAGAAGAUACAGGUCCUUUUAGGUGCCAGGUUUUUUCUCCAGCCAAAAAUGUCACCGAGUGACAGUCAAAAACCUUUGGCACUUGAUAACAGGAGAGUCUUCAUAAACUUCAGUUAUUUUUUAUUCUUCCAUUCGGUGGUUGUGGGCUUAACUUCCUGUCUGAUGAGACUGUUCCGCAGCAUCAUUCUUGGGGCCUGGCUGGUUGGACGGAUAGAUAGGGCAGUAAUGCCAAAAGGUUUUGAACAAUGUGAUGCAGGAUACACAGUUUGGAUUGGAAUGCUUUUUCUGGACCACUAUCACACAAAUCCCAUCCUUGUGUGCUUCUGCCAAAUCCUUUGCGACAAACUCAAAGAGAAAACCCUGUUUGCCGAUUCAUACUCCGCUGUGUGUAAGCCAUUGGAUCCAGUUCCCAGAGUGUCUAGCAAAGCCAGGACAAGAUGGUUCCUGCUCUAUACACUUCUGAAUAAUCCCAGUGUCCAAAAAAUCCGGAAGCUAAAACCUCUCUCUUAUUCAGCGGACUGAUCAAAUCUUUUUUUUUUUUGACAAUGUGUGCUAAAUAUGCUAAGAGCAUAUAGUUGCCUCUUUGGUUUGCAACAAUUUAGUAUUUGACCCAAGUUGUGAUCAGGAGGGGCUUGCUGACAUAUUCAUUUGUUUCCUAAAUGAACACUUGUACCAUUGCUAGUAUUUAUUAUGUUACUGUACUGUAUUCAAUCCCAGCACCACUAGAUGAUAACUGCCAUGUGAUUAUUAUAUGUGCAAAAAUGAAAAGAUUUAGCACAACCCACAAUGGAGGAAUGGUUGGCGAAGAUGACAGACUUUGCAAUGAUGGUGAAAUUAGCUUCCUUAAUUAGAGAAAAAACAAUAUCAACCCUUAUUAUUGACUGGAAACUCCUUAUAGUUUUUUUGUUGUUGUUGCUUGAAACAGAAAAAAACAAACAAAACAGAAACAGAUUAAAAAAAUAGAUAGUGGUAAAAAGAGAAUUUUUUUUCCUUGUAACCAUAGACUUUUGUAAUUUUGUAUUGGUGCUUGUAGUUACUAUAAAGAAAAUUGGAAGCCACUUCUAUUUCUUUUCAUUUUUUGCACCUUUGUCUUCUACCUUCCUUCCUUCCUUCCUUCCUUCCUUCCUUCCUUCCUUCCUUCCUUCCUUCCUUCCUUCCUUCCUUCCUUCCCCUCUCUCUUUUAUAAUUUAUAUUAAUUCUUGUUAAUUUUUUAUCUUUGUCUUUAAAUACAUAAUAAAAAUUAUUUGCUUUAAUAACUUGUGUGUAUCCCCAAGUUGGAAAUCAGAUGGGGAUUUUGUUCAGCAGACUUUCCAGAGAAUAGCAGUAGGAAUUCUGGUUCUCCAAACCUGCUUUUAAUGAAUGUCACUGGGGGCUGCUUUCUGUUUGGUGUAGAAUAAACAUUUUGAACAUCAGUUGACAGAAUGUUUUGGGGUGACAGGAAACCAAAUGUGUGUCACCAUCUGUGUCCCUUCUCCAAUUUUGCACCAUUAAAUCCAAAUUUCUAAGAUCAACUGUUCAAGUCCCCAACUAUGUCUCUAAUACCAGUGUGAAACUGGAGGCAGGCCUCAUGAAAGUGCAAUAUAGAUGACAGUACUCAACGAUUGAAUCAGAAUAUACCUUUUUCUCCUUGGCCUUCUCGGUUAAUUAUGAGGAAUUAUUUUCAGUCCACCAGUGCACUCUGCCUCCCUCAUGGCACACUUAACUAACCACAAGUAUCUAAACACCAAAGGGCCUUUUAUUUUGGCAGUAUGGCAUACCUUCCCCUCAGGUGUCCUUGAAGGCCAAUACAGGAAGAUCCCCUACCUAGAGCGACAGGCCCCUGUGAUUCUGACCCUGUAGAAGCAAGAGAACAUCUCCAAUUGCCAGUACUAUAGAGAUAUUCAUACUAGGCUCAUCUCGCCAUUAUUACAUAAAUACCCAAAUUACAUCUCCCUGCUACUUUCAGACACUAACCCUUCUAACAAUGAAACAUUGCCGGGCUUUGCCCAGCAGUGCCUAAAAAUCUGUCAGCUGACCUGUGCCAUACACUAGUCUUAAUGAGCAUUUAGUUAUUCAAAAGGUGCUUUGUACUAUGAUAGAUUCAGUUUGGCGUAUACUAAAUUGUAUACUCCCUCAUAUUGAUCUAAUAUUUCUACCUCUCCCUUUAGUUUUUUAAAAAAAUCUUUAUAUAUUUUAGCACUGUUUUUCUUUUCAAUUAGAUUUGGUUGUAUCCUUUAUACUUUUUAAUCUUGUGUACCCCAUCCUCCUUUAGUAUAAGGUCCAUAAGGUCUAUGACUGUAUUAAAGAUUUGAACUUCGAAGGUGUAUGUGUGUAUGCCAUAAUAUGAUUCUUAUAUACAGUAACUCUUUGAUGAAGCCAUGCAGCAGGAUCAGGGAAAUUCAAUAUGCCAUUCAGAUGCUGUUGAAUAUCAACCCCAAUCCUCUCAAUAGACAUGUCUAGUAGUCAUGGAUAAUGGAAGAUGUCCUUCAGGAACUUCCUGAAUAGAGCUUAUUUUCCGUGGCGACACAGUGGUUAGAAUGAAAUACUACAGGCCACUUCUACUGACUGUCUAGUGCCUACAGUUUGAUUCUCACCGGCUUAAGGUUGACUCAGCCUUCCAUCCUUCCGAAGUGGGUAAAAUGAGGACCCAGAUUGUUGGGGGCAAUAUGCUGACUUUGUAAACAGCUUAGAGAGGACUAUAAAGCACUGUGAAGCGGUAUAUAAGUCUAAAGGCUAUUGCUAUUGCUAAAGGUCAUGGAUGACAAAGCCCAACUUACUGUACUCAAGUUGAUGUUAUCUUUGGAUGGUAUAAGAAUAAGAAAGAAAAUGCUGUUUAAUACCAAUAUACAAAAAAAUUGACUUAUUCCUGUCUCAUUCAUGUGCUGGGGAUGAAAUAAAAAUAAAAUAGAGAAAGAAAGAAAAGAAAAGAAAAGAAAGAAAGAAAGAGGAAGGAAGGAAGGAAGGAAAUAGGAGAAAAAAGAAAGAAAGACAUAGCUGUGCCAAAGUUAGGUGCAAGUGAAGAAAACCUUAAAACAGUUCUGUUGGCAUCUUGUCCUCAGAGAUCUUUGCUUGUCACAACUAGAAAGAAAAAUGUUAAAAGAGGUUUAUUUUUAAUAAAGCAUGUUCUAAAAUCUGCUCUGCAUAGGGAAACUUUCCACCAAACAGUACCUCAGAAGCAUGAGAACUGUACAGGUAGUCGUUGACUUACAACAGUUCAUUUAGUGACCAUUCAAAGUUACAACAGCACUGAAAAAAAUGACUUAUGACCAUUUUUCACACUUACGACUGCUGCAGCAUCCCCAUUGUCAUGUGAUCAAAAUUCAGAUGCUUGGCCACUGGUUCAUAUUUAUGAUGGUUGCAGUAUCCCAGGGUCAUGUGAUCAGUUUUUGUGACCUUCUGGCAAGGAAAGCUAAUGGGAAAUCCAGAUUCAUUUAACAACUGAAUUAACAAAUGCAACAAUUUACUUAUCAACCGUGGCAAUAAAAGUCAGAAAAUGGGGCAAACUCACUUAACACAUGUUUCACUUAACAACAUAAAUUUUGGUCUCAAUUGUGGUCAUAAUUCGAGGACUACCUAUAUUUCUGUUGACCAAUGUUUACAAUAGGUAAAUGGACAUUUUGAGUUGAUUUUGCAAAUUUAAAAGAUAGUGUUCUUGAGAGGGAUGUGAUGAAGAGCAGGAGGACAUCUAAUUUUGUAUUCCAAAUCUAAUAUUUUGCAGUUAUUUUGUAUUUAUAUUAUAUUGAUAUUCAAUAAAAAUUAUUUUAAAAAUCAA
Pantherophis guttatus is the source of this 5522-nucleotide messenger RNA. RefSeq names its product stimulated by retinoic acid gene 6 protein-like. Lineage: Eukaryota; Metazoa; Chordata; Lepidosauria; Squamata; Colubridae. Gene Ontology annotation, molecular function: signaling receptor activity; retinol transmembrane transporter activity. Gene Ontology annotation, cellular component: plasma membrane. The record is from RefSeq and is a predicted model, not a curated record. Gene Ontology annotation, biological process: vitamin A import into cell.